AUGAGGACUCUAACAUAUAGCAAUCUUGACUUUUAUUGGGCUGGCUACAUCACUCCUCAAAGAUAUGAUCAAGUAGCUGCCAGAUUUACUGGGAAGCUAACGCCCUUGAGAUCAGGCAGCACAAAGAUGGCUCUGACUCAGGAUGAUGGAGCUUCCUUAAUCAUCAAUGGAGAAGAGAUCAUUGAUAAGUUCCCUAACUAUUGGUGGGGAACAGCUUAUGCUACCUACAAUCUUCAUGCCUUCGAAACGUAUGACAUAGAGGUCAAGUUUGUUGAUUACGGAAAUGCAGCAGUAAUCAAACUUGGAUGGGAUAUUGGAAAUGGACCAGUGACUAUCCCAUCAGAAAACUUCUCUAAGAGCAAUGACGUUGGAGCAUCUCCGAUUCAAGUCUCAGUAAACUGUUUUGGAAGCUAUCAACAAGUUCCUUCGACUACUAACCAAUGUCAAAUGUGUGGUGAUGGGGUUAAAAAUGGAACUGAAACCUGUGACGAUGCUAACACAGAAAAAGGAGAUGGAUGAUCUCAAGACUGCACCUAUGUAGAAUCUGGAUGGAAGUGAGACCAAGGAAGCCCAACUGUUUGCGAACGAGACUACGAUUCUGUGCCUCUAUCAAGUAGCGAUAGAAUCCUCCAAGCCUCGAUGCUAUUCAUUACAUUCCUAGCUUUUUCAUUCAACAUAGCAGGAGGAUUUAUGAGUCUAAGCUCAGCUAAUUCAGCUUUGGCUUCUCUUAAUCAACUUCAAUUGCUUAUCCUUCUUGUCCUUUUAGAAGUGCCGCUUCCUCUUAAAGUUGUCAAUUAUCUUCGGUCCAUGUCAUUCACCCUGAUUAACUUCAGCAUUGACUGGAGCUCAAUUGAAGGAAUCAGAAUAAUAGUUGAUCAGAUUGACCACUCCCAGGACAGAGAAGACUUCGUCGUGAUUGGCAUCGAAUCUGGAAGCACUUUGCUGAACCUAGCUAGUCUUCUGCUACUCAUCUGACUGAUUGUACUUUCGCACUCUCUCUUCUACGGCUGCAUUCGGUGGAAGGAAGACUCACAAGCUUCUUGGAUGAGAAGAAUACGAAAAAUAUACACUAUGCUCACAUUUGAGAUCUAUUUUGUCACAUAUUUUGAAGGAUUCAUGACUCUCUCCUUAUGAUGCCUGUCUGAAUUAAAAUGGUGGAACUCAGACUCCAAUAACUCUGAGAGGGUUUCCUUCUAUUUCUGAGUCGUCUUCAGUUUGAUAUCUCUAGUCUUGAUUUUGCUUGUGCUCACAGCAUGGACUUGUACAAAGCCAAACAAAAAAUCUAAAUUUUUGAGAAAGGAAUUAUUCAAAGGACUCAAAUAUAGAAAGAUGGCCAGGUUGCAUCCCUUCAUUUUCUUACUGAGAAGAGCAACUCUGUGAGCCAUUAUCAUAUACUUGAGAUGGGUUCCAAGACCAACUUUUCUCACAUUUUAUUCAGCCGUAAAUCUAAUCUAUUUCAUUGAAUUCUUAGCAGUCCGGCCAUUCCAAAAAAUCUCACCCAACAUCAUGGAGUUGAUCAAUGAGUUCUUCCACGUUGGGUUCACAGUCUUCUUGGUAUUUCAUAACAAAGAGGAACAUUGGGAUGCCUCAAAAGAACUUGGAUACUUCUGGGCAAUGAUCUCCAAUAACAUAGUCAACACAUUUAUCUCUUUCGUCGUGUUCGUUCACUCAACCUGAAAGAAGAGAUGGGCAAAGAGAAGGAAGAAGGUGUCAGUGCAAGGUCCUUCUCCUGAAUUCAUCAGAUACAAGCAAAACAGAGCCAAAAUAAUGCCAAGGAGGAACCAAGAUGCACAGGAGAUUGCCAACGAUCUUAGGCAGUACAAAUUCAGGAGCAGGGUAUCAAAAUCUAAAAUUGCUCCCUCGACUCUUUCAAAGCAGAGUGCUCAGUACCUUCGGCAGAAGUUCUCUCUUAACAAGCCUAGUCGGAACUUUAUGCGGUAAUCCCAAAACUUAAAAAGUGAUCGUUCGGAAUCAGGAUUUUGGCAAGCACGAU
Messenger RNA from Moneuplotes crassus, 1993 nucleotides. The record is from the annotation of a GenBank genome assembly. NCBI's taxonomy places the organism in Eukaryota, Ciliophora, Spirotrichea, Euplotida, Euplotidae.